AGCACUGCCAGCAAGUGUGGGGUGAGAGCUCCUCCUGGGACACCCCUUACCCUCGGGGAAGGAACUGAGCCCCCCCAGGCUCUUCCCCGGGAGAGGACCCCCUCCUCCUUCCUCAUCAACCCCUCCUGGGGCAGGGAGCACCUCCAUCCGCACCCCCGCCCCCGUCUGGCCCCGGAGACAGACAAGCUGAGAUGACCAUCAAGCUGGAUUUCGAGGAGUGUCUCAAGGACUCACCCCGCUUCCGAGCCUCCAUCGAGCUGGUGGAAGCCGAGGUGUCGGAGCUGGAGACCCGGCUGGAAAAGCUCCUGAAGCUGGGGAACGGCCUCCUGGAAAGCGGGCGCCAUUACCUUGCUGCUAGCCGCACCUUUGUUGCUGGCAUUUGUGACCUGGCCCGCCUGGGUCCACCAGAGCCCAUGAUGGCGGAGUGUCUGGACAAAUUCACCGAGAGCCUCAACCACAAGCUGGAGAGCCACGCGGAGCUUCUAGAUGCCACCCAGCACAUGCUGCAACAGCAAAUCCAAACCCUGGUCAAGGAGGGUCUCCGGGGUUUCCGAGAAGCUCGCCGGGAUUUCUGGAGGGGGGCCGAGAGCCUGGAGGCUGCUCUCAUCCACAACGCAGAGGUCCCCAGGCGCCGGGCGCAGGAGGCCGAAGAGGCUGGAGCUGCCUUGAAGACGGCGCGGGCGGGGUACCAGGGGCGAGCCCUGGAUUAUGCACUGCAGAUCAACGUGAUUGAGGACAAGAGGAAGUUUGACAUCAUGGAGUUUGUGCUGCGUCUGGUGGAGGCCCAGGCUACCCAUUUCCAGCAGGGCCACGAGGAGCUGGGCAAGCUAGCCCAGUAUCGCAGGGAGCUGGGCGCCCAGUUGCACCAGCUGGUCCUGAAUUCGGCGCGCGAGAGGAGGGACAUGGAGCAGAGACACGUGCUGCUGAAGCAGAAGGAGCUUGGUGGGGAAGAGCCACAGCCAAGCCUGAAGGAGGGGCCUGGUGGGCUGCUCAUGGAAGGCCAUCUCUUCAAGCGGGCCAGCAAUGCAUUUAAGACCUGGAGCAGACGCUGGUUCACCAUUCAGAGCAACCAACUGGUUUAUCAGAAGAAGUACAAGGACCCCGUGACCGUGGUGGUGGAUGACCUUCGCCUCUGCACAGUGAAGCUCUGCCCGGACUCAGAGAGGCGGUUUUGCUUUGAGGUCGUGUCCCCCAGCAAGUCCUGCCUCCUGCAGGCUGACUCCGAGCGCCUCCUCCAGCUGUGGGUCAGCGCUGUACAGAGCAGCAUCGCCACGGCCUUCAGCCAGGCUCGCCUCGAUGACAGCCCCCGGGGACCCGGCCAGGGCUCAGGAUACCCGGCCACAAGCUCCUCGGCUACCCUGGGCUGUGGCGGGAUGGCCCGGGGCAGGGAGCCCGGUGGAGCUGGGCAUGUGGUAGCCCAGGUGCAGGGUGUGCACGGCAAUGCACAGUGCUGUGACUGCCGGGAGCCAGCCCCAGAGUGGGCCAGCAUCAACCUGGGCGUCACCCUCUGCAUCCAAUGCUCCGGCAUCCACAGGAGCCUCGGGGUUCACUUUUCCAAAGUCCGGUCUCUGACCCUUGACUCGUGGGAGCCGGAACUGGUGAAGCUUAUGUGCGAGCUGGGGAAUGUCGUCGUCAACCAGAUCUAUGAGGCCCGCGUGGAGGCCAUGGCCGUGAAGAAGCCAGGGCCCAGCUGCUCCCGGCAGGAGAAGGAGGCCUGGAUUCAUGCCAAGUACGUGGAGAAGAAGUUCCUGACCAAGCUUCCUGAGGUUCGAGGGCGAAGAGGUGGCCGGGGGCCCCCCAGGGGUCAGCCUCCUCUGCCCCCCAAGCCUUCCGUCAGGCCCCGGCCAGGGAGCCUCAGAGCCAGGCCAGAGCCCCCCUCCGAUGACCUGGGCAGCCUCCACCCCGGGGCCCUGCUGUUUCGAGCUGCCGGGCACCCUCCAUCCCUCCCCACCAUGGCCGAUGCCCUCGCCCACGGAGCCGAUGUCAACUGGGUCAACGGCGGUCAGGAGAAUGCCACUCCGCUGAUCCAGGCCACAGCUGCUAAUUCUCUUCUGGCCUGUGAGUUUCUCCUCCAGAACGGGGCGAACGUGAACCAAGCGGACAACCACGGCCGUGGGCCGCUCCACCAUGCAACCAUUCUGGGCCACACGGGGCUGGCCUGCCUGUUCCUGAAACGGGGGGCCGAUCUGGGAGCUCGGGACUCUGAAGGCAAAGACCCUCUCACGAUCGCCAUGGAAACGGCCAACGCUGACAUCGUCACCCUGCUACGCUUGGCAAAGAUGAGAGAGGUCGAAGCGGCCCAGGGCCAGGCAGGAGACGAGACGUAUCUGGACAUCUUCCGCGACUUCUCGCUCAUGGCGUCGGACGACCCGGAGAAGCUGAGCCGGCGCAGUCACGACCUCCACACGCUCUGAUCCCAGACCUCCGCGGUCCCGCGCCCCCGGCCCCCGGCCCCCCUCUCCCCCACCCCCGCCGGCCCCUGGGCCAUUAAAGCCUCUGUGCUGUGCGCUUC
Messenger RNA from Odobenus rosmarus divergens (Pacific walrus), 2512 nucleotides. It is a transcript of the gene ACAP1, whose product is annotated as ArfGAP with coiled-coil, ankyrin repeat and PH domains 1. Lineage: Eukaryota; Metazoa; Chordata; Mammalia; Carnivora; Odobenidae. Gene Ontology annotation, cellular component: cytoplasm. Gene Ontology annotation, molecular function: protein binding; GTPase activator activity. The transcript has 22 exons. The record is from RefSeq and is a predicted model, not a curated record. Bases 192 to 2414 code for a protein of 740 amino acids.